AACUCAACAAAUAUUAAAGAAAUAUUGUUUUGAUGUUGAUGGCUGACGAAUACGUUUAGUUUUAAAAUUUUUCAAUUUAAUUUGUAUUUAAUGAUAGUUAUUUUCUCUAAUUAUAGUUUUGGUUAAAAUUUUGGUACAAAUUAAAUAAUUCAAAGCUGUGAUCAUGUUGGCGAUAUUCAAUUUACAAAGUCUUUUGACUAUUUUAUUGUUGUCUAUUUGUACAUGCACUUAUUUACGACAGUUAGUACCAAGUAUUAUCGACAGGAAUAAAAUUGGACCAUUGGGAACGUUUUGGAAGUUAGCAAGAAUUGGAGAACGGAAAAGUCCAUACAUAUCAUUUUUUUGUAUUGCAAUGGCUUUCAGUAUUUUAUUUUGGACAUAAUAGUAAUUAUCUCAUAACUUUAAAUUAAAAAAUAUAAACAA
Myzus persicae (green peach aphid) is the source of this 423-nucleotide messenger RNA. It is a transcript of the gene ksh, whose product is annotated as protein kish-A. The record is from RefSeq and is a predicted model, not a curated record. Gene Ontology annotation, biological process: protein secretion; intracellular transport. The transcript is spliced from 3 exons. NCBI's taxonomy places the organism in Eukaryota, Metazoa, Arthropoda, Insecta, Hemiptera, Aphididae. Bases 164 to 382 code for a protein of 72 amino acids.